Molecule: messenger RNA, 2474 nt
Organism: Fukomys damarensis (Damara mole-rat)
Lineage: Eukaryota; Metazoa; Chordata; Mammalia; Rodentia; Bathyergidae
Gene: Camk2b
Product: calcium/calmodulin dependent protein kinase II beta
Exons: 24
Coding region: 1-2100 (699 amino acids)
Biological process (GO): protein phosphorylation
Cellular component (GO): cytoplasm; neuron projection
Molecular function (GO): calcium/calmodulin-dependent protein kinase activity; ATP binding; calmodulin binding
Source: RefSeq, a predicted model, not a curated record
AUGUGCACCAGCGGUGAGUGGCGCCUGCGCGUGAGGCUGCGUGGCCGGAAGAACGGACACCAGGACGGGAGAGUCUGGCUGCACGGAGCUCACAGCCGGAGGGGAUUAAUUGGCUCUCUCCCCCAUCUCUCUAUCCCCCUCCCCGAUUUCCUGCCUAGGGGGGCUUUCUCUGUGGUCCGCCGCUGCGUCAAGCUCUGUACUGGCCAUGAAUAUGCUGCCAAGAUCAUCAACACCAAGAAGUUGUCUGCCAGAGAUCACCAGAAGCUGGAGAGAGAGGCCCGGAUCUGUCGCCUGCUGAAGCACUCCAACAUCGUGCGUCUGCACGACAGCAUCUCCGAAGAGGGCUUCCACUACCUCGUCUUCGAUCUGGUCACCGGAGGGGAGCUGUUUGAGGACAUUGUGGCGAGAGAGUACUACAGUGAGGCCGAUGCCAGUCAUUGCAUCCAGCAGAUCCUGGAGGCCGUACUCCAUUGUCACCAAAUGGGGGUCGUCCACCGAGACCUCAAGCCUGAGAACCUGCUCCUGGCCAGCAAGUGCAAAGGGGCCGCGGUGAAGCUGGCGGACUUCGGGCUGGCCAUCGAGGUGCAGGGGGACCAGCAGGCAUGGUUUGGCUUCGCAGGCACGCCAGGCUACCUGUCCCCAGAGGUCCUCCGCAAGGAGGCAUACGGCAAGCCUGUGGACAUCUGGGCAUGUGGGGUCAUUCUGUACAUCUUGCUGGUGGGCUACCCUCCCUUCUGGGAUGAGGACCAACACAAGCUCUACCAGCAGAUCAAGGCCGGGGCCUAUGACUUCCCAUCCCCUGAGUGGGACACUGUCACUCCUGAAGCCAAAAACCUCAUCAACCAGAUGCUGACAAUCAACCCUGCCAAGCGCAUCACGGCCCAUGAGGCCCUGAAGCACCCGUGGGUCUGUCAACGCUCCACUGUGGCCUCCAUGAUGCACAGACAGGAGACUGUGGAGUGUCUGAAGAAGUUCAAUGCCAGGAGGAAGCUCAAGGGUGCCAUCCUUACCACCAUGCUGGCCACACGGAAUUUCUCAGUGGGCAGACAGACCACCGCUCCGGCCACAAUGUCCACCGCGGCCUCCGGCACCACCAUGGGGCUGGUGGAACAAGCCAAGAGUUUGCUCAACAAGAAGGCAGAUGGAGUCAAGCCCCAGACAAACAGCACCAAAAACAGUUCGGCCAUCACCAGCCCCAAAGGGACGCUCCCUCCUGCCGCCCUGGAGCCUCAAACCACCGUUAUCCAUAACCCAGUGGACGGGAUUAAGGAGUCAUCCGACAGUACCAACACGACCAUGGAGGACGAGGACGCUAAAGCCUCCAGUGGCCCUGAUGUCCUGAGCUCAGGGAGGAGGGGCUCAGGAGCCCCCUGCUGGGGCCCCCUCCCACUCCUCCUGUCGGCUCGGCCACCUCCUCAUUUGUCUGUCUGUCUCUGCUCAUGUGUUGUCUGUUCCGCCCCAGCCCCCAGGAUCUCUGACAUCCUGAGCUCUGUGAGAAGGGGCUCAGGAACCCCAGAAGCUGAGGGCCCCCUCUCCACGGGGCCCCCGCCCUGCCUGUCUCCGGGUCUCCUAGGCCCCCUGCCCACCCCGUCCCCCAGGAUAUCUGACAUCCUCAACUCAGUGAGGAGGGGCUCAGGGACUCCAGAAGCUGAGGGCCCCCUGCCAGUGGGACCCCCACCCUGCCCAUCUCCGACUCUCCCUGGCCCCCUGCCUGCCCCAUCCCGGAAGCAGGAGAUCAUCAAGACCACGGAACAGCUCAUCGAGGCUGUCAAUAACGGUGACUUCGAGGCCUAUGCGAAAAUCUGUGACCCCGGCCUCACCUCCUUUGAGCCCGAAGCUUUGGGCAACCUGGUUGAAGGCAUGGACUUCCACAGAUUCUACUUUGAGAACCGUGAGUGGGGGCGGGGAUGCCAGCACGUGCACGUCAUCGGUGAGGACGCAGCCUGCAUCGCCUACAUCCGCCUCACGCAGUACAUCGACGGCCAGGGCCGGCCCCGCACCAGCCAGUCCGAGGAGACGCGCGUGUGGCACCGCCGGGAGGGCAAGUGGCAGAACGUGCACUUCCACUGCUCGGGCGCGCCCGUGGCCCCGCUGCAGUGAGAGCGGCCCUGGUCUCGCCGGACAGAGUCGGUGUCUGCAGCCCGGCCGCCUCGGCCUCGGCCUGCCUGUCGCAUGUUUGUGUCGCCUGGUCCCCAUCCCCCGGUGCCUGUGUCUGCAGAAAAACAAGACCAGAUGUGAUUUGUUUAAAAAAAAAAAAAAAAGAUGAAGACAACGACAACCACACACACAUACACACACACACAAAAAAAAUUGACAUCGGAUGAAAUGGAAGAAAACACCCUAAAAGGAAAAAGCUGUAAAAAUCUGGCAUUGGUGGGGCAGCCCCCCACCCAAGCUCCAAGUGUCUCUUGUGCUCCUGGCCGUGGGGACCCUCCGGGCGUGAACGUGUGCCGAACGGUGUUAGUCUGUAGGUA